Effrenium voratum is the source of this 1002-nucleotide messenger RNA. NCBI's taxonomy places the organism in Eukaryota, Dinophyceae, Suessiales, Symbiodiniaceae. The record is from the annotation of a GenBank genome assembly.
CUCAGCUCCGCCUUAAAGACUCGCCGCAGCUCAGUUAGCGCGGAAAGCGGUGCCAGCCGGUCUUUUGAGGUUCUGCAUAUUGUCUUGAUGCAAAUUUGCGGUCGUCGGCUCAAGCUGCAAGUGGGGCAGGCAAGCAGGGGGUAGUGUGGCAUCAUGUUAGCCAAGGAGCGCAGCCUGGACGACCGCGCGCGGCGCGCGAACCUGUGGCUGGCUGAGUGCCCGCCGGUGCAAUGGCUAGCCGACAAGCUUGGGCUCCAGCCACUGGCCGUAGCAGCUGCAGGUCUUCUUUGGCUGGUGCUCUUCGUACUCUGGGGCUUCAUGGGGGAGCUGGUCUGCAAGGUGGUGGGGAACCUCUAUCCCAUGUACGCCUCCUUCCGCGCGAUUGAGGAUGAUGACCAGCAUCAGGUGAGUUCCUGGCUGGUGUACUGGGUCACCUUCGCGGCCCUCACACUGCUUGAAGGUGUGGGUGCCAAGCUGCUGUCUUGGCUGCCCUUCUACUAUGUGAUGAGGCUCUCCCUCAUCGUGUGGCUCUUCUUGCCGGCGACCCGGGGAGCAGAGGCGCUGUACUGCUGGGGUGUGGCGCCUGUGCUGAGACGGCAACGCCCGAGAGUGGACGCAGCCCUCGCACGCUCAGCGCAGCAGCUUUGUGGCACCUUUUGCUCAGAGAAGCUCGUCGAGGUGCUGCGCCAGCCGCAGUCGCAGGCCAUGCCUCUCAAGAUGGAGGAGCUCAUGGCGGAGGAGCUGGCCAAGGCCGCGGCCGCCCGACUCCUGGGCUCCCGGGCGCGCACGGCCUCGCCCAGGCCUAGCCCGGUGAUCCGCAAGAGCGAGGCGCAGCCGUUCGAUAAGGACAAGUGAUGCCAAGAGAUUCGGCCAUUGCAAUUCGCCGUGCACGUUCUGCGUUCUGCCUGCGUAAUUCGUUGCGGAGGGGGGAGUUUUCCGGACUCCGUUCCCGAUCGCGAGCCAGCAUGCAGGAAGGCUUGGCUCCAGGAUCGCGACAGCCGG